GUCAUGGCCUUGAAAAGAAGAAGGGCGACAUCCCCUUCGAGCAGUGUGAGCGGAGGUGAUUUUGACGAUAGCCAGCCUUCAUCAUUGGCGUCUUCAAGUGGGCGAAAGCGGAGAAGGGCCGCCAACAUCCCAACUGUAGAUCCUAUUGCUGUAUGUCAUGAACUGUACAACACAGUCAGAGACUACAAGGAUGACCAAGGGAGGAUGCUAUGUGAGCUUUUCAUCAGAGCCCCUAAACGAAGGAACCAGCCAGAUUAUUACCACGUUGUGUCUCAGCCUAUUGACAUGAUGAAAAUCCAGCAGAAAUUAAAGAUGGAAGAAUACGAUGAUGUCGAACAGCUCACCAGUGACUUUCAACUCAUGUUCCACAAUGCCAAGACAUAUUACAAGUCUGACAGUCCUGAGUUUCGGGCAGCCUGCAAACUGUGGGACCUUUACCAACGUACCAAGAAUGAGUUUGUUCAGCCAGGCGAUGAUGACGAAGAGGAUGAGGCCGAUGAUGCACAAGACUUCCCAAGCGGGUCGACUGAGGAUGAGAGUGUGCCGACCUGCUUGAGAGAUGUCCUUGAGCAUCUUCUCGAUGCUGUGGUGACAUAUGCUGAGCCCUCGGGACGACUUGUCAGCGAUCUUUUUCAGAGGCUGCCCUCCAAAGCGCAAUAUCCAGAUUAUUAUGCAAUCAUCAAGGAGCCCAUAGACCUGAAACUUGUCGCUCAAAAGAUUCAGAUGGGCCACUACAGGAGUGUUAAUGCUAUGGCUAAAGAUAUAGAUUUGUUGGUAAAAAAUGCCAAAACGUAUAAUGAGCCUGGAUCACAGGUCUUUAAGGAUGCAAUCACCAUUAAAAAGAUUUUUGCGCAAAAGAAAUCAGAGACUGAACAUGGAGAGCUAAUCAAGUCCAGCAGUCGUGUCAGGAAUAGGAGGUGUAUUCAAGGUGAACGUCUCUCUGCAAUCAGUAUGGCUUUGCAGUAUGAAAGUGAUGAGGACGGAAUACUUUUUGGGUCUGUUCACUAUGACGAGGGAGAGUCUGAGGCUGAGAGUUUGACCACAAACAUUGACAUGACGAACCCCAUCUUUCAGCUGUAUGAAGCUGUACGGGGUGCCAGGAAUAGCCAGGGCCUCCUUAUAUCUGAACCUUUCCUUGAGCUGCCCUCUAGGAAGGACUACCCUGACUACUACCAGCAGAUCACUCAGCCCUUGUGCCUCCAUCAGAUCAAGAGCAAGUUGAGGAACAAUGAGUACGACACCGUUGAGCAUAUUGACUCUGAUCUAACACUGAUGUUUGAGAAUGCCAAGCGUUACAAUGUUCCACACUCGCCUAUCUACAAACGUGCACUUAAAUUGCAGAAUAUUCAGCAGGUAAAGCGAAAGGAGCUAUUACAGCGAGAUGACGACGAUGGCGAUAGCAUGCUUUCCUGUGCCACAGCUGACACCACGAGCAUUAAGAGAAAAAGUCACAAGAAGAAUACAAAGAAAAACCGAAUGAAAGCUCUCUUUGCUUCUGUGACGGAUGCACGAGAGGCUGGCACUGGCAGGCGACUGUGUGACCUCUUCAUGAUAAAGCCAUCCAAGAAGGACUACGCUGAUUACUACAAGGUCAUCCUGGAGCCAAUGGACUUGAGGACCAUCGAGCACAACAUCCGUUCAGACAAGUACAUCAGUGAAGAUGCCAUGGUGGAGGAUAUGAAGCUGAUGUUUCGCAAUGCUCGACACUAUAAUGAAGAGGGCUCGCAGGUCUUUAAUGAUGCUGACGUCCUCGAGAAAAUAAUGAUGGAUAGACGCAGAGAUCUCGGGCCAGUGAUAGAUGAGGAUGCCAUGGUGUCCUCAAAAAUGAAAAUAAGAAAGGCAAACAUGACUCUAAAGAAAUCCAAGUAUCUUACACCUUUGCAACAGAAACUGAAUGAGCUGUAUGAAGCUGUCAAGAACUACACAGACAAGCGCGGCCGUCGCCUCAGCACAAUUUUUCUGCGCCUUCCAUCCCGUGCCGAGCUGCCAGAUUACUACAUAGCUAUCAAGAAACCAGUGGACAUGGAGAAGAUCAAGAGCCACAUGUUAGCCAAUAAGUAUCAGGAUAUAGAUGCGCUGGUGGAGGACUUGGUGCUCAUGUUCAACAAUGCAUGCACAUACAAUGAGCCAGAGUCUCUGAUUUACCGGGAUGCGCUAGUCCUGCACCGGGUGCUGCUGGAGACUAGGCACGCAGUGGAAGGAGGGGAGGACGCCUACGUGCCUGAUGUCCCUCGCCUCAUCCAGGAACUCAUUCGCAGCCUCUUUGUCUCUGUGCUCGGCCACCAAGAUGAUGAGGGACGUUGUUACAGCGAUUCACUGGCUGAGAUACCUGCUCGGGACCCAGCACACCCAGAAAAGGCCCCUCUCAAUUUUGAAAUCAUCAGAACGAAUGUAGAUGGAGGACGCUAUAAGAGGCUGGAUGUAUUUCAGGAUCAGAUGUUUGAAGUGCUGGAAAAGGCUAGACGCCUAAAUAGGACAGACUCUGAAAUCUUUGAAGAUGCUGUCGAGCUACAGCAGUUUCUCAUCAGGAUCCGGGAUGAACUGUGUAAGAAUGGCGAGAUUUUGAUGUCACCUGCUUUAAGCUAUACGUCCAAACAUCUGCAUAAUGACGUGGAUAAAGAGAAGAAGCAAAAACUCCCUAAAGAAAUGGAGGAGGACAAAAUCAAGAGAGAGGAGGAGAAAAUGGAAGCGGAGAAGAGGGAGGAAACAGUCGGGAAUCCGGUGCUGAGCCCACAGCGCACAUACAGCCAAGACUGCCGCUUCAAGGACAGCAUGUACUGUGUUGGAGAUUAUGUUUAUGUGGAGCCUGCUGAGCCAAAUCUGCAGCCUCACAUUAUCUACAUUGAGCGUCUGUGGCAAGAUGAUACCGGUGAAAAGUGGCUCUAUGGCUGCUGGUUCUACAGACCAAAUGAGACGUUCCAUGUCGCCACGCGGAAGUUCUUGGAGAAGGAAGUGUUUAAGAGCGACUAUUACAACAAAGCACGUGUCAGCAAGAUUUUAGGCAAAUGUGUGGUAAUGUUUGUGAAGGAGUACUUCAAACUUUCUCCAGAAGGCUUCAGGGCAGAGGAUGUUCAUGUCUGUGAGUCACGCUAUUCUGCCAAGUCCAAGUCCUUCAAGAAGAUCAAGUUGUGGACCAUGCCCUUGAACUCUGUUCGGUUUGUGCCAAGAGAAUGUCCUCUGCCUGUUGUACGUGUAGCAUCCAUAUUUGCCCCGAAAGAGGAGAAGUUAACAGAAGUCACAGAAGAAGCCAAAGUCACAGAAUGUAGCAACAUAGACAAGGGUACUAUGUUUUAUCUCCAGGAGAGGGAGGAUGUAACAUUAGAGAUGACCAAUGGAGAAGCAGGAUGCCGGUACUAUGAACAGCUCUGCUACAACAAUCUGUGUCUGAAAGUGGGAGACUGCGUCUACAUCAGCUCUCAUGGACUUGUGCGCCACCGAGUGGGCAGGAUUGAAAAAAUGUGGAUGCGAGAUGGAGCUGGAUACUUUUUUGGCCCAAUUUUCAUCCACCCAGAGGAAACUGAGCAUGAGCCUACUAAAAUGUUCUAUAAGAAGGAAGUUUUCCUGAGCAACCUUGAAGAGGCUUGUCCCAUGACUUGCAUCAUAGGGAAGUGUGUUGUGUCAUCCUUCAAAGAGUACCUAUCCUGUCGGCCAACUGAAGUACCAGAAGAAAACGUUUUACUCUGCGAGAGUCGCUACAUAGAAAGUGAGAAGCAAAUGAAGCGGUUCAAAGGGCUCAAGCGCUUUUCAUUAUCUGGAAAGGUGGUGGAGGAUGAAAUCUACUACUUUCGGAAGCUUAUAGUUCCCCAAAAGGAGCCUUCACCUUUGUUGGACAGGAAAAUUGAGGAACUGGAGGCUAAGUUUGCUGAUAUGACCGAUGAAGAGCUGGAGGAGCUAGGGGAUGACGACAGCGAGCUUGAUCAUUCUCUCCCUCGGAUGCAUUCUUCCAUGUGUAGUGAUAUGGAUAUCAUGGCUUAUACUCCCCCACAGUCAACCAAAUCGCUAAAGGGUCUUUCCAAGAAGGAGGGCUCAAAGCGGAAGAUCAACAUGAGCGGUUACAUCCUUUUCAGCAGCGAAAUGCGCGCCGUCAUUAAAGCUCGGCACCCGGACUUUUCCUUUGGCGAGCUGAGCCGCCUCGUUGGCACAGAAUGGAGAAACCUGGAAAGUUCAAGAAAGGCAGAAUAUGAAGAGCGAGCAGCUAAAGUGGCAGAGCAACAGGAGCGUGACAGGACCCAGUACACAUCCCCUAGAGCAGGUACCCCAAUAGGGGCACUGGUAGGAGUGGUGCCUGCUCCAACCCCCAUGGGGAUGCUAAAUCCCAGCAUGACGCCUGUGUCAGAAGGUAUGAUGGAUGCAUGUAGAUCAUCCAUGAAGCCCCUAGGAAUGGUUAGUAUGACCGACAUUCCACCACAUGACACGGGGGAGCCCUUUUACCCCCAGCGUCCUCUGCUCCCUAUGCCCGGGUUCCCUGGAAUGCCAUAUUUUGGCAUUAACGGUUUGGGGGGUGAAACUGGAGCAGGAAUGAUUCACGGAUCCCAGAUGGGUUCGAUGGUAACUGGACAACAGCCUCCCCCACCAUACCCAGGUCAAAGCCAGGGGGCACAGGCUGCCCUUCAGCAACCAUCCAGCCCACUGUUUGUGUCCCCUCCUGCCAAGGCCCAGAGGCUCCUCCACUCCGACGCAUACCUUAGCUACAUCGAGGGUCUAACGGCUGAGUCAUCUACUAUCAGCAAGUGGGACCAAACACUUUCAGCUAAAAAACAAGACGUACGCCUAACAAAAGAGCAAGAAAGUCGACUGCCAUCCCACUGGUUAAAGAGUAAAGGAGCUCACAGAACAAUGGCUGAUGCCCUUUGGCGACUGCGCGACCUGAUGCUAAGAGAUACACUGAACAUACGUUACACACACCAUCUGUAG
This is a messenger RNA of Nerophis lumbriciformis (worm pipefish), 4914 nucleotides long. Lineage: Eukaryota; Metazoa; Chordata; Actinopteri; Syngnathiformes; Syngnathidae. The record is from RefSeq and is a predicted model, not a curated record.